This is a messenger RNA of Acanthosepion pharaonis, 519 nucleotides long. The record is from the annotation of a GenBank genome assembly. Lineage: Eukaryota; Metazoa; Mollusca; Cephalopoda; Sepiida; Sepiidae.
AUGUCUUCGUUAUCUGUCUAUCACAGUCUAUUCAUUAUCUAUCUAUCUAUCUAUCUAUCUAUCUAUCUCCUCUUCUGCCCAUCAUCGCCUUUCAAUUUUCCUCUUCAUGUUCUUAAUCUAUAUAAUCCACAUCAUCUGCUGCAUUUCGAAGUUCUUUCUCUUUCCUCUUUUUUCUAUCUACGUUUGUCAUUCUUUUUUUUCUUUUUCUAUAUUUCGCUUUCCUCAAUUCAUCCUUUCAAUAAUGAGACGUUUUCUUAUUCCAUUUGUGCACAAACCUAUCACCAUUUUUCCUUCUUUUAUUCCGUUUGUAUUCUUAUUCUUGAAAUCUUUUCUCGUUCAACACAUCAAUUCAAUUUGCUUCCAUCAUUUGGCUUGAUGUCCCUGUUCUUAAUUUUCUCAAUGAGCAUAUUCAUAUUUCUAUUAUUAUUAUUCCAUUCUCAUUCCCGUUCUUUAUAUUCAGCAAAACCGCCUUCUUUCCGAAUGCUUUCUCUUUCCGCAUCUCAUUCGAUUUAUCGUUAA